Scedosporium apiospermum is the source of this 402-nucleotide messenger RNA. RefSeq lists its product as uncharacterized. The transcript is spliced from 3 exons. The record is from RefSeq and is a predicted model, not a curated record. Lineage: Eukaryota; Fungi; Ascomycota; Sordariomycetes; Microascales; Microascaceae. Bases 1 to 402 code for a protein of 133 amino acids.
AUGACAAUUGUUCACAUGGUAUUCUUCCGCUUCAGGGCCGACGUUACCCAGGCCCAUAAAGAUACCUUCGUGCGCGAGUUAAAGAAGCUGAAGGACCUGCCCUGCGUGAAAGACAACCGGCUUAUUGUGGGAGGCCCGUCCAUAACCGACCCGAUAGAAAGGAGUAAGGGGUUCGAGUAUGCGUUGUUAAGCUUUCACGAGAACCGUGCCGCCCUAGACGAGUACCAGGCGAGUAAAGAACAUCACUGGGUGACUUCGACAUACAUGUUCCCCUUCAAAGAGGACCUCUGCCGUUUCGACUUCGAGGUAGACAGUGAUGAUGAGUACAUGUGUUAUUUUGGUUCCUUUGCCAAGGCAAACGGCGUCUCUUUGAAUAAUGGGGCCAACUCAUCUGGCGAAUGA